Molecule: messenger RNA, 822 nt
Organism: Triticum turgidum subsp. durum (durum wheat)
Lineage: Eukaryota; Viridiplantae; Streptophyta; Magnoliopsida; Poales; Poaceae
Source: the annotation of a GenBank genome assembly
AUGGAACAAAAUGUCCUGGAGCAAAUACUUGAGGGCAGCAUGGAGCCAACACAUAUUCCGCUAGUAACUUUAUGGAAAAUCACUGACGGGUUUUCCCCGGAUAGAAUAAUCGGUGAAGGGGGAUUCGCAACGGUUUAUAAGGGUGUUGUUGGGAAUUGGAGUGUUGCUGUGAAGAAGAUCAGGAGCGUCAAGACAAUUGAUGACAAGCUCUUUCGUCGUGAGGUUGGCAGCCUACUGGAGGUGAACCAUCCAAACGUAGUUCGGUUUCUCGGCUUAUGUUCUGAUACAGUGGAGACACCAAUGAAAAACCCAGAUGGCAGAGGAUAUAUUUACGCCGAGGAAAGAGAAAGAUUAAUGUGUUUUGAGUAUAUCACUAAUGGGAGCCUUGACACAAAAAUUACAGAUGAAUUAAGAGGCUUUGAGUGGGAUAAGCGUUAUAAGAUAAUUAGAGGAAGUUGUGCGGGUCUACAUUAUCUACACAUGGAAAAACAUAUUCUUCAUAUGGAUCUAAAGCCUGCCAACAUACUACUAAAUGAUGGACUGGUGCCAAAGAUUACGGACUUUGGUCUAUCAAGACCAAUAGAUUGCUCACAAACUAUGGCCGAAAUGCAUUUUUCACUAGGCUAUUGCGCUCCGGAAAUCCUGUUUGGUGGUAGGAUGUCCCCCAAGUCAGACAUGUAUAGUUUGGGUGUCAUAAUCGUCGAACUGGUGACAGGACAUAAGGGUACCCCUGAUAAGGAUAAUGUAAGAGUGUUUUAUCUCGUGACGGAAAAACACUUCUUUAAGAAUCAUGUUUCCGUUGCAUGUUGUGGCUCCUACUGA